CCGUGUCGGCGUCGGCAACGCGGCGAGCAGUCGAGUCGGUCGCGUGUACUGCUGCAUCCGCGCGCUACGUGACGCUACGCGACGUAGCCGCCAGCUCGUCCACUACGCUGCUACGAACGCCGCACUAAAUAAUACGCCAUAAUACGCCAGUGACUCAGUGAGGAUAUUCAAUCAAACGUUAUUGUUGAGUGCGAGGCCAACUUUGUGCUACUUUUGUAACUCUCAACUAUACUCGUGAAUAUCUCAACUACAGCAAACAAGAUAAAUACAAAGCCUCGUUCCGAAUCGGAUCCGAGAAAAUAAAGAAGGACAAAGAGUAGAAUAGUUUGAGUUUUUAUUGGAACUUUGAGGUGAAUAGGAAUCGUAACAAGCGUGUGGCAGGUGUCCAGGGACAAUGAGGCGUCGCGGCGGUGGGGGAUAGCAUGACAGCGCCUGCCACGGCGGCCUGAUGGCGCUAGUGCGCCGCAUACUAGGCGACGCCCAGGCGAAACUUCGCAAAAUGGUAGAUGAGCAAGUGUCAGUGGGCGCCAGGGUGGAAGCCGACCCUGAGCCAGAGCCUGCUGACCCGCUCAUCACGCCCGCCAGCUCCGUCCUGGACAGACCCGAGCUGGACCCGCGGCCGGUACCUCCAGAGCGAAGACUGCUCAUCGGCACCUUGGAUAAGCCACGCAACGGUUCACUCAACGGGGAUAAAGAAACUACACUAAACAGGACGACUAGAUUAUCUAUAAGGAAUGGGAAAGAUAAUCCGUUUAUAGAUGACGACAACAAAGAAAAUCAUGCGAAUGGUAAGCUUGAAUCUCCAGUGAAAUGGUCAACACAGAAUGGAAGUGAUAGCGGGACUUAUGCAGAAAUAGGUACCGGCGCCAACAGCAACACCAGCGAAAGGAAUAUUCUAGAUCCAGCCGAUAGCUCCGAAGAAGAAGUUCCUCUGCCUGAUGCUACAUCUCCAGGGAGAAGCAGCGAUGGACCGGAGCCACGUGCUGAUAUUACAGCGACGCUUGAAGGAGGUUUCGGUGCGGAGGCGGCGUCCCCGGGCGGGCGAUCUGACAGGUCCCGGCAGGAGGAGGUGCCGGCGUCCCCCGGGAUGCUCACCGCCGCCCAGCUCGCCCGGCGCCUGCGGAUGGAAAAUGAACGAUUACAGGCGGAGCUAACAAGAGUCCGGCGUCUACUCGUGGCAGCGGCAGAGCGUGGUGAAGCAGGCACUGCUCUCAUGGAACGGGCCAAAGGAGAGGGCCAGGACGCCCCACCACUCGACCCCCAACAACUUGAGAAAGAGCUGUUGCUGGCACGGGAAGCUGUCAACUCUUUGAAAGCCGAUAAGAAGAGGUUAAAAGCAGAGAAAUUUGAUUUACUGAACCAAAUGAAACAACUUUACGCUACGUUGGAAGACAAAGAAAAGGAGCUCCGAGAUUUUAUACGGAAUUAUGAACAGAUGCGUUCGAGAGGCGGUGCAUCAUCAGCACUAGGAGCUGAGAGAGCCGAGCGUGAGCGGGAACGAGCCGCUUUGUUACGUCACGCCAGAGACGAAGCCGAACGUUCUUUACAUGCUCGCAGCCGCUCUGAGCGCCAGAGACACACAGCUUCGGCAUGCCAGGGAACAACUUUUCGAGGAGCUAAGUAUAACUAG
Messenger RNA from Manduca sexta (tobacco hornworm), 1630 nucleotides. Its product is annotated as kazrin. The transcript is spliced from 9 exons. The record is from RefSeq and is a predicted model, not a curated record. Lineage: Eukaryota; Metazoa; Arthropoda; Insecta; Lepidoptera; Sphingidae. The coding region runs from base 449 to 1630 and encodes 393 amino acids.